This is a messenger RNA of Plasmodium berghei ANKA, 4953 nucleotides long. RefSeq names its product cation transporting ATPase, putative. Gene Ontology annotation, biological process: intracellular calcium ion homeostasis. Gene Ontology annotation, cellular component: endoplasmic reticulum membrane. Gene Ontology annotation, molecular function: nucleotide binding; P-type ion transporter activity. Bases 1 to 4953 code for a protein of 1650 amino acids. The transcript has a single exon. The record is from RefSeq and is a predicted model, not a curated record. NCBI's taxonomy places the organism in Eukaryota, Apicomplexa, Aconoidasida, Haemosporida, Plasmodiidae.
AUGGAAAGAAAAUAUAAUAUAUUAGCUUACAAAAAAAGAAAAACAUAUUUUAGGUUGGAUGUUUUAUUGUUUAUAUUUUAUGCAUAUUUUUUGCACUUAAUUUUUAAAAAUAAAAAAUUUGAAGCUCAACCAGAAGAUUAUGAAUAUUUCGAGAAAUUAAAAACAGAACUUGACAAUAAUGAUAUAUUUCAUUCUAAUAAUAACUCCUUUUCUACUAGUAAGUGGUUAUAUGGUAAAAAUAACGAAAAUGAUGGAAAUAAAUUAAAUAAAUUGAAAAUAAAAAAAGGAAAAACGAAUAAUAAAGGAAAUAGUGAUAAUACAUUUAAACCGAUAAUAAUAGGAAAGUAUAAUUUAAUAUACAUUUUUUAUAGUAUCGAGUUUGUAUGCUUAUUAAUAUUUAUUGCAUUUCAUUUAUUAACAUUUCUAUUAUCCCAAUGGAACCUAAGUAUAAACUUAUUUAUUGCAUAUAUCAGAUUAAGUAACAAAGAGCGCGAUAAAUAUAUAUAUAACUUGCAAAAAUUUUGCACACAUAUAUAUAUUAAGCCUAUAAAAUCAGAAAGAUUUCAAAAAAUAAAUAAACAAAAAGGAUUGUCAAAAUGUGUUAAAAAUUGUUUGCCUAAUAAAAAUGAUACAAAACAAAAAGAGCGAUUUAAUACAGAUUAUAAUUUGUAUAAACCUAAAUCUAUUUUAGUAGAAUUAAAAAAGGAAAAUAAUGACAUAUAUUUUUUUUAUAAACACAAAAAAUAUAUAUUCAAUUAUGAAACAUUGAAUUUUGAAUCUGUAAAGCAUUUCGACAUUUUUAAUUUACCAUUUUAUUUAAAUUGGAAAGGAUUAAUUGAAUGUGAACAUAAGAUUCCUUGUCAGGAAAAUCUUGUAAAAAAAAUACAUAAAGAAUCGGAAUUACUUUAUAUUGAUAGUAAUGCAGAAUCGAGUUAUAUAAAUGGAUGGAAAAAUUUAAUUAACAACAUAAAAGAAUUAUAUGAGGGUAUAUGUUUUAAGAAAAAUACGAGAAAUAAAUGCAAUAGUAUUGGGAAUAAUGGGGAAUUGAAUGAACAUGUAAAUUACCAAUUAAAAGAUGGAUAUGAAAUUUCUGGAAAAAUCAAUAAAAAAAUAGGAAUAACUAAUAUUAGUAAUAUAAAUAAUAAUUUUGAUAGUUAUCAUUGUAAAAAAAACUAUUUUGAAAUACCAUAUGAUUUAUAUGUACACAAUAAUUUAAGUAAAUAUGGAGAGAAUAUAUAUGAUAUACCAUCACCUUGUUUUAAAAAAUUAUUAUAUGAAGCAAUGUUAUCGCCAUUUUUCAUUUUUCAAUUUUUUAGCAUUAUAUUAUGGAUGCUUGAUAGUUAUUGGUAUUUUGGUAUAUUUUCGAUAUUUAUUUUAAUAGUUUUAGAAUCCCAAUUAAUUAAUAAAAGGAUAAGAGAAUUUAAUCUUAUAAAUAGUAUGAAAAUGUCUCCUCAAAAUGUUUAUGUAUAUAGAAAUUUGCAAUGGAAAAUAAUAAAAUCGAAUUAUUUACUUCCUGGUGAUAUAUAUAUAUUAACAAAUGAUAUAAAUGGUAAUGAUAAUAUAUGUACAUGUGAAACGUUACUAUUAGAAGGUAUGUGCAUAACUGAUGAAUCUAUACUCACAGGGGAAUCUAUCCCAUUGAUAAAAGCAUCUAUUGAUAAAUGUGUGGAUAUGCAUAAUAAUGAUAAUUGUAAUGACAAUAAAAACAUAGAUGAAAUAUAUUAUUCUUCAUAUUUUGAAAAAAUAGAUAUAAAAAAUAAACACAAAAAACAUGUAGUAUAUGCUGGCUCAAAUAUAUUAUUAACAAAAAAUGAAAAUACAGAAUUUAAUAAUUCAAAAUUACCAAUUACAGGAUGUGUAGGUAUUGUAUUAAAAAAUGGAUUUUCAACAUAUCAAGGAAAAUUAGUUAGAACCAUAAUAAAUACAUCUGAAAAAAUAAAUUCAUCGAGUACUGACUCUAUAAUAUUUUUAUUUAUUUUAUUAUUUUUUUCUAUAACAUCAUGUGUAUACGUAGUUUAUACAUUAUUAAAAACAACAAAUGAAAGAAAUUUGUAUAAAAUUCUUUUAUCUGCUUCACAUAUUAUUACAGCAGUUAUACCCCCAGAAUUUCCAAUUACAUUAUCUUUAGGGGUAACUAUAUCUAUUGUUUAUUUAUACAAUUUAAAAAUAUAUUGCACAGAACCAUUUAGAUUACCAUUUUCUGGAAAAUCAAAUAUAUGCGCAUUUGAUAAAACUGGAACAUUAACAGAAGACAACAUGAUAGUUUUAGGUUUAUUUGGUUUAGAUAAUAAAAUUAAUCAUAUAUAUGAAUCAAAUCAAUCUAUUAUUAAUAAACAAAGAAUUCCAUUUCUUUCUUUGGCAGUUAUUAGUGGAUGUCAUUCUUUAUGCACUGUUAAUAAUAAAUUGUUAGGAGACCCGCUCGAAAAAAAUAGUUUUUUAAAAUUGAAUUGUAAUAUGAAAAAUUUAGAUAAUAUAUAUGUCAGAAGUAGUAGUUAUGUAUCCAAAAGUGGAAAUGAUAUUACUUCUGAUGGGGGAAAUAAAUUUUCUGAAUUUUUUAUUUCUAGUAAAUCUUUAACUAAUUUAAAUAAAAAUAUAUCAAAUUCUGGUAAAGAAAAUAGACAAGUGAAAAAUAAUAUGGUUGAAAAUUUUUUUAUAUAUAAACGAUUUUUUUUCUCAUCUGAUCUUCAAAGAAUGACGUGUAUUUUACAACAUACUGGAUAUGAAGGUGACUGGUAUGGUGAAUUAUAUGAAUCUGAUAAUGAUACAAAUGCUGAAGAAUUUUGUAAUGAUAUAGAAAAUAAUAUUAUUAAUAAAAGCCUUUCAAAUUUAAAUAAAUUAAAAAAAAAAAAAAAACGAAAUAUGACUAGUAAUUCUAUUACGGGGUCUACUAUUAAUAGAAGUAAUCAUAAAAAUGAUAUGAUAAAACAAUAUAUAGUUGUUAGUAAAGGAUCCCCUGAAAUAAUGAAAAAUUUUUUAAAAGAAAUCCCAGAAAAUUAUGAUAAAAUAUUGAAUAGUUUAUCUAUAAAAGGUUAUCGUGUUAUUUGUUUAGCUGCUAAUAUAUUAGAUAAUAAAAUAAUUAACAAAAAUUUAAAAAGAGAAAAAAUAGAAAAAAAUUUAUAUUUUUGUGGAUUUUUAGCAUUUUUAUGUCCAAUAAAAAUAUCGACACCUAUUUACAUUUCAGAUAUAAAAAAUGCUGGAAUUAAAAAUAUUAUGAUAACAGGGGAUAAUGCUUUAACUGCUUGCCAAGUUGCUCAAGAUGUGAAUAUGAUACCUUCUGUAAAAGAUAAAGAUAUUUUAAUUUUGAAACUAAAGGAAUCUUAUAAUAAAGGAAAUAAUUUAUAUUUAAAAAAAUGUGAAACAUCACUAAGUGUAGGUGAUGAUAAACAAUUUUUUAUCGACGAAAUUAAAAAAAAUACAAUUUCAAAUGAAGAUAAAAUUGAUAUAUUAAAAAAGGAAACUAUAUCUGUUUUAAAAAAUAUUUACAAAGAAGAUUUGAAUAAAAAAAAAAUAGUUGAACACUUAAUUAAUAUUAUAGAAAAUGAAAAAAAUAUAAAUAAUAUGUUAUUUUUUAGCAAUAGAGAAAAUAAAAAAAUAAUACCAUUUUUCAUAGGAAAUGAAGAAUAUAUAAAAUUAUGUUCUGAAUUAUUUACCUUAUGUAUAACAGGAAAUAUAAUUGAAUAUUUUCUUAGAAAAUAUAAAAAUAAUAUAAAUUUGAUUGAUAUGUUAAUAAAUAAAGUUCAUAUAUUUUGUAGAGUAUCUCCAAAAAAUAAAGAAAUAAUUAUUAAAACAUUAAAUAAGUUAGGAAAUAUAACAAUUAUGUGUGGAGAUGGUACUAAUGAUAUGGCUGCAUUGAAAGCAGCACAUGUAGGCAUAUCGCUAUUAAGUAUAAAAAUAUGCUAUAAAAAUAAAGAUUUGAAAACUAAAAUUGAUGGAAAUAGUAAUUAUAUGCACGGGAAAUCAAUAAUAGAACAUCGAGAUGAAUAUUAUGAAAAUAAUGUUCCUAAUAUUAACAAUUGUAUUAACGAUUAUAACAAUGUGCGUGCAAAGUAUGGUAAUAUUCGACCAUACAAUCUUGAUAAUAAUAUGAAUGCAAAAUAUUAUGAACAAAUAAAAUUAUAUAAUGAAAGAAAAAAACAAUUAGAAAAUAUGAUGAAAACUAUGGAUGAUUCAUUACCACUAAUUAAAUUAGGAGAAGCAAGUAUAGCAUCUCCAUUUACAUACAAAGGAAAUGAUAUAAAAUGUGUUAAGGAAAUAAUAUCUUGUGGUAGAUGUGCCUUAUCAAAAGUUAUUAUGAUGUACAAACUUAUGAUUAUAAAUUCAUUAAUAACAGCUUUCUCUGUAUCUAUAUUAACAUUAGAUGGGGUCAAAUUGAGCGAUGCGCAAACUACUGUUAUAUCUUUGCUAUAUACAACCUUUAUAGUUUUAAUAUCUAAAACAACACCAUUGGAAAGCAUAUCUAGUUAUGCUCCCCCAAAUUCCCUUUUUAAUAUUACUGUUGUUUUAUCUUUAUUAUGCCAAGUUAUAGUUCAUUUUUCUAUUUUAAUUUAUGGAUGGAUUGUAGCUAGCUCAUUUAGAGACCCAUAUUAUGUACCAGAUUUAAAAGGAGAUUUUUCUCCUAAUAUAGUUAAUACUUGUAUUUAUUAUUUAAUUUAUUGUAUAAACUUAUCAAUUUUUUUAUGCAAUUAUGAAGGAUUACCUUUUAUGUUACCAUUACACAAAAAUAAAGAGCUUGUUUAUAUAUUUAUAGGGAAUUUUUUUUUCUUGUUUUUAAAUAUAAUGAAUAUAGUUCCAUAUAUUAAUUAUUUUUUUUCGCUUGUUCCAUUCCCUACUUAUCGCUUGAAAUUUUUAUUUUUGUCUUUGAUGAUUUUAGAUAUUUUAGCGCCUUAUAUGUUUUGUAAUUUUAUUAGAUAUAUCAGAUUGUAUAUAUUUCAAAAAUAUAAAAUUAAUCUGUAA